Chlorella variabilis is the source of this 6681-nucleotide messenger RNA. RefSeq lists its product as hypothetical. NCBI's taxonomy places the organism in Eukaryota, Viridiplantae, Chlorophyta, Trebouxiophyceae, Chlorellales, Chlorellaceae. Gene Ontology annotation, biological process: regulation of transcription by RNA polymerase II. Bases 1 to 6681 code for a protein of 2226 amino acids. The record is from RefSeq and is a predicted model, not a curated record. The transcript has 18 exons.
AUGAGCGAGCAGGGCGCCUUUUCUCGCGGGGAUAGAGGCCACGACCAUGGCGGGGGCAGCUUCCGGGACCGCGAGCGGGGAGCCAAGCGUGAGCGCACCGGGGGCGGCCCCUCGCCUGAGGCUGGUGGCAGCCUGGGGCGCCAGCCGGGCAGCGGGCUGGACCGGGGCGGUGGCAGCCAGGAUGCCUGGGAGCCGCCUUACCCUGGCAGCAAGCGGGGGCGGUUUGGGGAGGAGCGAGACCGCGACCGCGGGGGCGAUCGCUUCGGGCCGCCGCCACCGUACCCGCCGCAGCUCGACGGCGGCCGCUUUGGCAGGCUGCCGCCUCCCAUGGGCGGCGGAGGAGGCAGGGGGCGGUUUGGCGACGGCGGAGGGCGCUACGAGGGUGUCCGGUUCGACGGCGGGCCGCCACGGCACUUUGGAGGGCCCUCUGGCCGCGGCCGGGGCGGCUUUGGCUUUGGCGACCGCCCUCCGCCAGACAGGCCGCCUGUGCGUGGCCACAUGGGGCCGCCACCGGCUGCCGACUUCCGUCCCCCCCCCGGCUUCGACACCUUGCUGAGCAAGCAGGGCAGCGGCAAGGAGCAGCGGCGGCCGCGCAGCGCCAGCCCUCCCCGCCGCCAGCGCAGCGGCAGCCACGAGCAGGCGCGCGAGCGGCGCGGCAGCGGCGGCAGCGCCAGCCGCAGCCGGCACGGCAGCCCGUCGCGCGCGCCGCGCAGCAGCGGCAGCAGCCCCCGGCCGCGCGACAAGGACAGGGGCAGGCCGGCGCGGGCUGAGGGCGGCGGCGAGGGGCAGCGCCGCAGGCGCAGCGCCAGCCUGCCGCGGGAGGAGUUCCAGCCGCCCACGCGCAGCCCGCCGGGCAGCGCCGAGGCACCCGCGGGGCCCGGCCGCCGCAGCAAGCAGCCGCAGCCGCAGGCGAGGGAGCUGGACCUGUCACCUACAGAUGCCAGCAGGCUGGCCACGCUGCCAGCUGGCAUCCCGGUGGCGGAGCCGACCCUCGCGGCGCCAGCAGCCGCGGCCACGCAAGCAGCGUCGCCGCCGGUGCCAGCUGCCGCUGCCGCUGCCGCCAAGGAUGGCUCCACCUCUCCUCCCCUCUCCCCGAUGUCCUCAGGCCUGCCGCCCGCAGCGCCGCCGCCCGCGUCGCAGCAGACGGCCGACGCCGCUGACGUGGCGCUUCCAGCUCAGCUGGCAGACGAUGCAUCCUCUCCCGGGGCGCCACCUGCCGCAGCGCCAGCCGCAGCGCCAGCCGCAGCACAGCAGCAGCAGCAGCAGCAGCAGCACCAGGCUGGGUCUACGGCACUGGGCGCGGCAGCCGCUGCUCCGCAGCCACCCGCGGCACUGCCAGCCGGGCCUGGCAACUCGGAGCAGGCCCCCGGGGCCGCCGAGCAGCAGCAGGAGGCGGCGCCGGUGCCGCCGCCGCCGGCCAGCCCUGGUGUGAAGGUUGAGGCAGGUGGGGCAGCCGGUGUGCCCAAGCAGGCGCAGCAGCAGCCACGGCAGCCGCGGGUGAAGCAAGAAGAGCAGCAGCAGCAGGAGCCCGCGGCACCCAACGGCCUGCCGGCAGCGGGCUCGCCUAUGGCUGUGGAUGUGGCGCCCGCAGGCGCCUCGCCAGCAGCCGGUGCCAAGGCCCCCGCAGCCGCGCCGCCAGGCUGCAAGCCAGCCGGCGCCAGCCCUCUGUCCAAGGCCGUCACGGGCUCGCCGGCGGCGGCGGCGGCGGCGGCGGCGGCGGCGGCGGCUGCGGCGACCCCCGUAGCAGCCGCUCCCGCCGCUGCCGCUGCGCCUGCUGGGGCGGCUGCCGCGAAGCUGUCGAUCCUGGGGGUCAUCGAGUCACUGGAUCAGGAGCUGGCGCAGGUGCAGCAGCAGCUCCAGGGAAGCCGCGCCGACCAGGGUCGCCUGCAGCAGCGCGAGGCGCACAUCGCCAAGGCUCUGGACAAGCUCCAGUCCAAGCCGCCCAAGCGCCCCGCCGCUGCGGCGGCCGACACCGGCAGCGACGUGUCUGACGUGGAGCUCUCUGAGAGCGAGGAGUCGGAGGAUGAGGUGGCGCCGGCUGCUGCGCGGCGGCGGCGCCGCAAGGAGGGCGGCGGCGGCCGCGGCGGCGGCCGCGCUGUGGCGGGCGCGACGUCUGUCGAGGCCCUGGCUGCCUGGGGCCAGGCGGGGGUGGUGGGGAUCAAGCGGGAGGCAGCCUUUGCUGUGGUGGAGGAGUGGGAGGUGUGGGAGCCUCAGGCGGAGGAUUCUGAGGAGGAGUGGGGCGGGCAGCGGCGCAAGGGGCGCGGCAAGGGGCGGCGCGGGCGCAAGAAGGAGCGGCAGGAGGAGAAGGCGUGCGCCGGGCGCGACGCCUGGGAGCAGGCGCUGCCGCCGCGGCAGCGCCUGGCGCUGCGCGCGCUGGCGGCCGCGGUGGGCGCCGUGGCGGCAGAAACCACGGUCGUGGAUGUGCUGCGCCAGGCGCAGCAGCAGGCGGUGCAGGCUCACGCCUCACUGGCGCCCGCUGUGCCCGACGCGCUGCUGGUGCCCGCUGGCAGCCCCAACGCGCCAGCCGUGGGCGUGGCAGGCACCGGCGCCGCAGCGGCCGCCGCCAGCUGCAGCAAUGGCGGCAGCAAGGCCGGGCGUGGCGGCGUCGGCAAGGCGACCGGCGCGGUGGCUGCGCUGCUCAAUGCCAAGCCUGCUGACCUCAGCAGCUUCCAGGUGCCUUCCACGGUACUGGCAUUCGAGGAGCUUACGCAGCUGCCGCAGUACCGCCGCAACCUGGAAUCGUACUGCAAGACGCGGGUGGGCGUGCAGAAGGUGCUGCACCGCGAGUUUGGCUCCCUGCUGCGCAAGCAUGUGGAGCUGGCGGUGCAGUACAGGGUGCGGUACGAGCAGUACCGCGCUGCAGAGCAGCGGCGCCAGGCCAUGCUGCAGGAGCAGCAGCAGCUGGCGGCCGCCAUGGCGGCGCACCGCCAGGGCUCGAUUGGCGUCGCCCAGUUCCAGCCCAUGUCGCCCACCCUAGGGCGCAGCACCAGCCGCGGCCGCAGCGGCGACUACAUCCGCAGCGACUACGAGGAGAAGCAGGCCAUCGCCACGCUGCAGGCCAUCGAGCUGGUGAAGCACUACACCGAGCUGCCCCGCAUGGAGCUGCCGCCUCCACGCCAGGCCCGCUGGGAGGCGUACGAGGACCGCAACCGGCUGGUUGGCGACCCCGAGGAGGACGACGAGGCCGCCUGGUUUGUGCGUCCCUGGACUGAGGGGGAGCGCAAGGUGUUUGCCGACAAGUUCCUGGCUCACCACAAGGACUUCCCGCGCAUCGCCACCUUCCUGCCCGGCCGCACGGUGGAGGAGGUGGUGCGGCUGUACUAUGCGGUACAGCGUACCGACGAGUUCUCCCAGACGCGGCGCAAGUACCUGCUGCGCAAGCGCCGAGAGCAGACGGAGAGCAACAAGAGCCUGCGCGGCUUUGGCAACUUCAUGGGCAUGGGCGGCCACAGCCUGGUUGCAGACCUGGAGGUGGCGCACCAGCGGCAGGAGGAGGAGGCGCACCGCCCCGGCGGCGGCACGGGCCUGGGGCGCAGCAACAGCCGCGGCAGCGGGCUCAACGGCGGCGAGCGCCCCGCACGCAGCCGCAGCCGCUCUAUGCUGCUGGAUGCUGGCACCGGGCCGCUGGCAGCCGCCCCCAUCGAGUUCUUCACCGGAGCGGCGGCGGCAUGCUUCCCGGAUGCGCCAGCCGUGGCGCCAGGUGGCGCGCCAGGCGGGCUGCCCGCUCUGCAAGCCGUCAGCCAGGAUGCCUCCUUGGCGGCAGGCAGCCAGGCGCGGCGCGGCGUGCGGCAGCAGCGGCCCCGCGUGGAGCCUCUCUACGCCGAGAUCGAGGAGGCGACGGCAGCUGUGAUGCGGCGCGCCCGUACCGCGCCCACCGCGCUGGGCAGUACCGGAUCUGUGCCCGCGCUGGACCAGCUUCCCAUGGAGCUGCCGCCGCUGGACCUCCCCACCUUUGCCUCCAUGCCCCCCAUGCCCCUGCCGGCCCCCGCCGGCAUGCUGGCCGGCGCGGUGGGCCCCGCGGCGCUGCCUCCGUCCCUCAUCGGCGGCUCAGCGGGCGCCAUGCAGGCCGCGGCAGCGCUGGCGGCCGCCGACAGCGUGGCGGCGGCGGCGGCGGCGGCCGCGGGGCUGACACCCGCCACCACGCCGCACGCCGCCAGCUCCGCCACCGCGGCGAGCGCCAGCGCAUUCUCCGCCCCCUUUGGCGCCGCCCCGGGGACUGACAUGGCUGGGCUGGGGCUGGGGCUGGGCAGCACGCUGGGAGGGCGGAAGAGCGGGGACGGCGACCUGGAUUCCCGCUUCUGCCAGGCGGUGCGCCUGUUUGGGCGGGACCUGAAGGCCAUUUCCCAGUUUGUGGGCAACAAGACCGUGGCCGCCUGCCGCCUGUACUGGAGCCGACACCGGGAGCGGCUGGGGCUGGAUGGCAUCAUGGCUGAGCGGGCGGCGGCGGGGCUCGGCGAGGAGGGGGCGGGCGGCGGCGCCACGGCGGCCGCCGCGGGCCUGCCCAGCCUCCAGGCCUGGGCGCCGCUGCUGGACCAGCUGCACCGGCAGGAGCAGGAGGCGGCGCUGCAGGCGGCUGCGCUGGCGGCGGCCGCCGCGGUGCUGGGCACGCCGGGGGAGCCAAACUGGGGCGGCGCCGUCGCCUCAGCUGCCUGCGCGGCGGUGAUUGCCGCCGUGGACGGCCCCCCCGCGCCGCCCGCCAGCCUGCUGCCGCCAGACGCAGAGGCAGCCGCCAGCCUGCUGCCGCCAGACGCAGAGGCAGCCGCCAGCCUGGCACCAGGCGACAAGGCCGCGGGCGUUGCGCCCGCGGCGGAGGCGGGGCUCGCGGCGGGCGCCCCGCGCGGCGCCGCGGCAGGCGGGCCGGCGCGGCAGGAGGCGGCCCAGCCGCUGCCCGAGGCGGCUGGCGCUGCUGCCGCCACCCUGCUGCCGCGGGAGGAGCUGGAGAAGCUGCAGCUGCUGCUCCAGCCAGGCGGCCUGCUGUUUGAGUUUGCGGGCAGCCCGCAGCGGGCGGAGGAGCUGCGGGAGUUGCUGCGGGACCCUGCACAGCUGGUACAGCACCCGGGGCACAUGCAGCAGCUGAUGGGGAUGGUGGGAGCUGCCAAGAAGUUGCUGGUCACGCACGGUCCCGCAGACCUGGCCUCCACGCCGCCGCUGCCCACCGCCGCCGCCCAGCCGCUGGCGCCGCUGCCCGCGGCGGCGGCGGCGACGGCGGUGCCGGCCGCGCGGCCCGCGGCCGGCGGCGCCUUCCACCUGCUGCCGCCCGCCCAGCUGCCACCGCCGAUGCCGGUGCCGCAGCCGCAGGCGCAGGGGCGGCGCGGCGGAGGGCGCAAACGCAAAGCCGACGGCGAGGGCGGCAGCCGCGGCGGCAGGGCCGGCACCUCCGCCAAGCACGCGUCCGGCGCCGUGCCGGGCGGCGCGGCGGCGGGCGCCGGCGCCGCCGGCCUGCCGCCGCACCUGGCCCUCUUUGGCCUGCCCCAGCUGCAGGGCCAGCAGCAGCAGCAGCAACAGUAUGUGGCUGCCGCAGUGGAAUGGAUGCAGCGCUACCAGCAGCAGAUGGCGGAGCUGCUCACCAAUCCAGCGCAGGCGGCGCUGGCGGCGGCCGCCGCGCCACAGCUGCAGCAGGCGCAGCAGCAGCAGCAGAUGGCGGCCGUGUAUUCGAUGUUUGGCCUGCAGCCGUCGGCGGCAGUGGCGGCAGCGGCGUCUCAACAGCAGCAGCCCGGUGCGGGCGGCGCGGCGGCGGCUGCCAGCCCCGCGGGUGCGCCGCCGCCGCCUGGCUUGCUGCAAGCGCAGCUGGAGCAGCAGCAGGCGGCGGCCGCGGCGGCCGCGCCGCCGGCCGGCCUGGCCGCCGUGCUGCUGCAGGCGCAGGCGGCGGCGGCGGCGCAGGCGGCGCAGCAGCGCGCGGCGGGCGGCCAGGCCGCGGCCACCUUCCUGCCCGCCGCGGCCGCCGCCGGCAUGGAGCAGCUGCAGCGCUUGGUGCAGCACAACCCCGCACUGGCGGCGCUGGCGCAGCGCGGUCCCGCAGCUGCCAUGCAGCUUCAGGCCAUGCUGCAGCUCCACCACUUCCAGCAGCAGGCGGCGGCGCAGCAGCAGGCAGCCGCCCUGCCGCCCGCGCUGCUGCAGUCCCUCCACCAAGGCUUGCAGCAGGGGCUGGCUCGCCCGACCGGCCUGCCCGUCCUGGCCGGGGCCGCGACGUCCCCGCUGCUGAUGCAGCAGCAGCAGCCGGGCAGCCCGCCGCUGCACGGGGCCGCCGCGUUGCUGCAGAGCGCGCUGCAGCAGCAGGCGGCGGCUGCAGCCGGCGCAAUGGCGGCGGCGGCGGCGGGAGCCUCCCCGCAGAAGCAGCAGGAGCAGCAGGCGGCAGGCAAGCUUGAGAGCCCGCGCACCCUGCUUCUGCGGGCGGAAGCCGCAGCGCUGGCAGCGGCGCAGCAGCAGCCGCCACCGCAGCAGCAGGAGGUCAAGGCGGCACCGCCUCCUGCGGCCGAUGGCGCUGACGCCAGCACGCCUGCUGCCCAGGCAGCCGCGCAGCCGCAGCAGGACGCGGCGGUGGAGCCGGCCGCGCCGCAGGCUGCCCCGCAGCAGCAGCAGCAGACACCACAGCUGCGGCCGCAGCAACUGCAGGGGCGCCCGCAGCGCCGGAGCCGGCGCCAAUACCGCCUGCGCCUGCGCCUGCUGCUGCUGUCAGUGUAA